GCGAAGGAAGUGAGUCACACUGACGGUAAUCUUACGUCUCUGUUGCUUUAGUUGCGAAGAGAACAAGGAAGAAACGUGCCACCACAGACCAGCGCAUCAGCACCGAGGGGCAGGAGGCUACGGCAAGAGGAGAAACCUGAGGACACCGUUAAAAUUGACCAUGAAGCAAGAGAUCAAGGCUGGGGUAGACUUCCUCAAACGCAUGGCUGUGUCACGUGGUGACCUCGAUGGGGCCAAAGCAGAGCUGUUUGCAGAAAAUCUACAAAAACUUCUGUGUGAAAAAUACAAAGACCACUGGUACCCUGACUGUCCCAGCAAAGGCCAAGCAUUUAGGUGCAUUCGUAUAAACAGAAACAUACCCUGCGAUGACACAAUCCUGCAGGCAUGCAAAGCGAGCAACAUCAUGCCCACCAACCUGGGAUUUCCGUCUGAGAUGACACUGUGGAUUGAUCCUCUGGAGGUGUCUGCGAGAUCUAAAGAAAACAACAGUCCCUUUAAAGUUGCUUCUUUUGACAAGGAGGAGGAAGAGGAGAGUGAGGAGUGUGUGAAACAUGACCUGGAUGUGUCCUCGCUGGACUCUUUAAGCCAGGAGACUUCAGAUUACCACUCUGCUACAUCUUCGGAUUGUGGUUCAGCUGCAUCGAGUGACACGGAGGAGGAGGCCAAAGAUGGGGAGGCACAGGGAGAGAAAGAAAAAGAAGAGGAGGUUGCUGAGAAGGGACAGAAGGGGGGACCGCGAGGUGAAACCUACAAAAUAACCAUGGUGCCCAGGAUUCGGAAGCCACAUGAAGAUGGAUCAAAUAGGGUCAAAUACCCAAGAAAUAUGGUGCCUCCUAACCUUCAGGUCAUCUACCACCCUACACCAGUGUGGCCUCAGUACAAGAAGCAUGCUCCAGUGUUCCUCAGCACCGCACCACCACCUCCGACCCAACAGGUUGUUGGAUACUACGUCUUGCCACGCACCUUUUCACAGUUCAUCAUCCCUCAGGCCCCCCUGCAGCCAUGGAGAGCAGGGAAGGAGUAGUUCACCAGUUGUGAACUACGAGGAGGGCAAGGCUGGGGGCAUUAUAAGCAUUAUAAGCUGAGCCAUCUGAUGUCAGGCCUGAGUGCAGCUAAACUUGGACCAAAAGGUUUAACUGUAAAGUUUUUAAUUAUACCUUUCACAAUCUGAAAUAAUUCCACUUUCUUUUGUUAUUGAUGGCUGUUACGCUGCACAGGGAUACCCCAGAACUCAAGUGAAAACUUCUCAUUUAAUCUGUUAUGUUUGCACUGUUGAUUUUCUACUAAUGAAUUGUACUCAACAAGAAUGAUAUCAGUCACUGGGUGCUUGAAUAACUCAGGAUUUCUCAGCAACAUGUUUAAUGCCAAAAAAAUAUAUAUAUUUUUACAUUUUACCACCUGUAACUCUUUGCCAGUGUAUAAGUCACAGUUAAUCAUUGUGAAAUGUGAUUCAGGGUUUUAACCUACUGUAGCAAUAGUGACAAUAUCUGUAUAUUAAGUAGAACAGACUGUUUUGUUUUUUUACUAAGCUACCUGUAAAUAUGACCACAACAGUUGAGCACUUUAUAACCUUAUCAUAUUUGUUGUAAUUUAUUUAGCCACCAGUGGAUGGCACUCAUGCCACAUACAGUACAUUCAGUUGUAUAUAUUUUUUAAAACUUAGGUUGAUGUACAUUUCAUAUCUCACUUUGCCAAACAUGAACAUGUUUAUUUAAUAGCUUAAAUGGUCUCUCUUGUAAUAUACAGAAUACCUGUGUCACUUUGUUUUAAUUGUAAAUCAAUUUGCUUAAGGCCGUGACUUUUAUAUUGUUCAUUCUUUGCUAUGAGAAUCUGCUACAGCUUUAUAAACCAUGAAUUAUUUGACUUCGGUUUGAUGCAUAUUUAUUUCCAUUUUACGCCACUGUGAAGCUUACGAGUUUAUUGAUUUGUUCUCAGUUUUUGCUUGAGUCAUUUGUUUUAUUGCAGAAAGUUAAACCAUACAGGUUUUACCUGAAAAUAUUGUUCUGACAAUUAAUUGUACAACCUUUACUUCUCAGUAA
Molecule: messenger RNA, 2039 nt
Organism: Archocentrus centrarchus (flier cichlid)
Lineage: Eukaryota; Metazoa; Chordata; Actinopteri; Cichliformes; Cichlidae
Product: maternal B9.15 protein
Exons: 5
Coding region: 161-1024 (287 amino acids)
Cellular component (GO): nucleus; cytoplasm
Source: RefSeq, a predicted model, not a curated record